Molecule: messenger RNA, 2603 nt
Organism: Galeopterus variegatus (Sunda flying lemur)
Lineage: Eukaryota; Metazoa; Chordata; Mammalia; Dermoptera; Cynocephalidae
Gene: TBC1D1
Product: TBC1 (tre-2/USP6, BUB2, cdc16) domain family, member 1
Exons: 19
Coding region: 33-2603 (856 amino acids)
Source: RefSeq, a predicted model, not a curated record
CCCCGGUGGGCGCGCAGGUGGCGCGCAGGCCCAUGCGCAAGUCCUUGUCCCAGCCCGGCCUGCGCUCCUGCGCCUGGAGGAAGGAGUUCCAGGACGCCGGCCUCCGAAGCAGCAGCUUCUUCAGCUCUUUUGAGGAAGCCGACAUCGAGAGCCACCUCGUGAGCGGACACAACAUUGUGCAGCCGACAGAUAUGGAGGAAAAUCGAACCAUGCUCUUCACGAUUGGCCAAUCUGAAGUUUACCUCAUCAGUCCUGACACCAAGAAGAUAGCAUUGGAGAAAAAUUUUAAAGAGAUAUCCUUUUGCUCUCAGGGCAUUAGACAUGUGGACCACUUUGGGUUUAUCUGCCGGGAGUCUUCUGGAGGUGGCGGUGUUCAUUUCGUCUGUUACGUGUUUCAGUGCACAAAUGAAGCUCUGGUUGACGAAAUUAUGAUGACCCUGAAACAGGCUUUCACAGUGGCUGCAGUACAGCAGACAGCUAAAGCGCCAGCCCAGCUGUGUGAGGGCUGCCCCUUGCAGGGCCUGCACAAGCUCUGUGAAAAGAUAGAGGGAAUGAAUUCUUCUAAAACCAAACUAGAACUCCAAAAGCACCUGACAACAUUAACUAAUCAGGAGCAAGCUACUAUCUUUGAGGAGGUUCAGAAAUUGAGACCAAGAAAUGAACAGCGAGAGAAUGAGUUGAUCAUUUCUUUUUUGAGAUGUUUAUAUGAAGAGAAACAAAAAGAACACAUUCAUAUUGGUGAGAUGAAGCAGACAUCGCAGAUUGUAGCAGAGAAUAUUGGAAGUGAAUUACCACCCAGUGCCACUCGAUUUAGGCUAGAUAUGCUGAAAAACAAAGCAAAGAGAUCUUUAACAGAGUCUUUAGAAAGUAUUUUGUCCCGGGGUCAUAAAGCCAGGGGCCUGCAGGAACAUUCUGCCAGCAUGGAUCUGGACAGCUCCAUGUCUAGUACAUUAAGUAACACCAGCAAAGAGCCAUCUGUGUGUGAAAAGGAGACCUUGCCCAUCUGUGAGAGCUCCUUCAAGCUCCUUGGCUCCUCAGAUGACCUGUCCAGUGACUCGGAGAGCCAUCUCACAGAAGAGCCUGCCCCACUGUCACCCCAGCAGGCCUUCAGAAGGCGAGCAAACACCCUGAGUCAUUUCCCCAUGGAGUGCCAGGAACCUGUGGAACCUGCUCAGGGAUCUCCAGGGGUCUCACAAAGAAAACUUACGAGGUAUCACUCAGUGAGCACAGAGACGCCUCAUGAAAGAAAUGUGGACCAUCCACCUGUGGGCCGAUCUAAGCAUUGCUCAGGUCAGUCUUCAGCUCCUGCUUCUCCACCUCGUCUUACCCCUUCCGCCUCCUCGCCAAACUUUUUUAAGUACCUAAAACAUAAUUCCAGUGGAGAACAAAGUGGGAAUGCUGUGCCAAAGAGCAUCUCCUACCGUAAUGCCCUGCGGAAAAAACUUCAUUCUUCUUCCUCUGUGCCAAAUUUUCUAAAAUUUCUGGCUCCUGUAGAUGAAAAUAACACCUCUGACUUUAUGAACCCAAAAAGGGACUUUGAAUCCAAAGCAAGCCAUCUUGGUGACUCUGGUGGGACCCCUGUGAAAACCCGCAGGCAUUCGUGGAGGCAGCAGAUAUUCCUCCGAGUGGCCACACCGCAGAAAACGUGCGAUUCUCCCAGCAGAUAUGAAGAUUACUCAGAGCUGGGAGAGCUUCCCCCACGAUCUCCUUUAGACCCAGUUUGUGAAGAUGGACCCUUUGGCCCUGUGCCAGAGGAAAAGAAAAGGACAUCUCAGGAGCUUCGAGAGCUAUGGCGAAAGGCUAUUUUACAACAGAUACUGCUCCUCAGAAUGGAGAAGGAAAAUCAGAAGCUGCAAGCCUCUGAAAAUGAUUUGCUGAACAAGCGCCUGAAGCUUGAUUAUGAAGAAAUCACUCCUUGUCUUAAAGAAGUAACUACAGUAUGGGAAAAGAUGCUUAGCACCCCAGGAAGAUCAAAAAUUAAGUUCGACAUGGAAAAAGUGCACUCAGCUGUUGGGCAAGGAGUGCCACGUCAUCACCGGGGUGAAAUCUGGAAAUUUCUAGCUGAGCAAUUCCACUUUAAACACCAGUUUCCCAGUAAACAGCAACCAAAGGAUGUGCCAUACAAAGAGCUCUUAAAACAGCUAACCUCGCAGCAGCACGCGAUUCUUAUUGACCUCGGGCGAACCUUUCCAACACAUCCGUACUUUUCUGCCCAGCUGGGAGCAGGGCAGCUGUCACUUUACAACAUUUUGAAGGCCUACUCGCUUCUAGACCAGGAAGUAGGCUAUUGCCAAGGUCUCAGCUUUGUAGCAGGCAUUUUGCUCCUUCACAUGAGUGAAGAAGAGGCGUUUAAAAUGCUCAAGUUUCUGAUGUUUGACAUGGGACUGCGAAAACAGUAUCGGCCUGACAUGAUCAUUUUACAGAUCCAGAUGUACCAGCUCUCAAGGCUUCUCCACGAUUACCACCGAGACCUCUAUGAUCAUCUGGAGGAGCAUGAAAUCGGCCCCAGCCUCUAUGCUGCCCCCUGGUUUCUCACUGUGUUUGCCUCACAGUUCCCACUGGGAUUUGUAGCCAGAGUCUUUGAUAUGAUCUUUCUCCAAUGA